Messenger RNA from Stegodyphus dumicola, 1251 nucleotides. Its product is annotated as zinc finger CCHC domain-containing protein 8 homolog. Gene Ontology annotation, molecular function: RNA binding. Gene Ontology annotation, cellular component: catalytic step 2 spliceosome. The record is from RefSeq and is a predicted model, not a curated record. Gene Ontology annotation, biological process: RNA processing. NCBI's taxonomy places the organism in Eukaryota, Metazoa, Arthropoda, Arachnida, Araneae, Eresidae.
AUAUGCUAAAAUAUAAAUAUUUCAAAGUCAUACUGAAAUGUAUUAUUCUUUCAUAGGAUGUUCGCCCUCGGUGGAAAAGAAAGUUAAAAUUACAAGAGGGUAAUCAAUCCAAAAUACAGCGUUGUGAAGAAGAUAUGGAAGUUGAUGAAGAUCUAGGAGGUGGAGUACUUGAUGAUUCAUCAGAUUGUGCUGCAGAGUUUAUACCUCCAUUACCAACAGAAGCUCCUCCUCCACCACCACCACCAGAUGAUGCUGUGCCACCUCCACUACCAGAUGAUGAUGUGCCACCCCCACUUCCAGAUGAUGCCCCACCACCAAUACCAUCUGAUGACAGUAAUGAAAUUUUGCUCAAUGUAAAUAAUUUGGACAGCCACGAGUGCUCCAAUGCAUCUGUGACUGGAUCUAGUAUGAAUUCACCUGCACAUCUGCCACAAACAUUGAAGCUCAAGAAUUUUGAUGAACCUUCUUCUGGAACAUCUUCUCCGUCUCUGACUGAACUGGAAGAGAUGAAAAAAAGGCUAGUGUUAGAGUUGGGCUUUUCUUCAUAUGAUACGAAACUGAGCUCGAAGUUAGUUACAGAUAUUAUGAUACCACAAGAUAUUGUAAAAUUAAAAGAGAAUGAAACCCAAGAAUUCCUUGAAUCUGUUGCUACACCAGAAAACAGCAAUGAUAUAUCAAGCUUUAGUGAAUCUAGCUCCAAUUUUGAUAGAAUAGAAACAAAAGUUAGUACUCCAGAAUACUCUUCACCUGAUCAAGGAGAAAAUAAGUCCAAUAAAUCAAAAUUUGUAAUGUUGGGCACUCCUUCCCUUUCAAGACACAGUUCAUAUUCAAAACUACCAGAUUAUGAAAGAUUUUCUGAAAAUGUGUCACCUCAUCUGAGUUUUGAAAAUCUUCCUAAUUCAACUGGUACAUAUGAGAAAAUGAAGUGUGUGUUGAAAAAAGUGAAAGAUAAGUUAAAUUCAUUUAUGCAGACAAAUUAAGUUCAUUUAUGGUGUCACAUUUGUUUUUAAUGGCAUAUAUUAGUAAUGUUUUUAUCUCUAAGUAUAAAAGCAGGGCAGUGUCUUGGCCAUACAUGUUCAUAAACUGUGAGAUUUAACAGAAAAUUUAUUUUAAAAUAACUGUAAAUUAUGUCAGUUGUAGGAUAUUUUAUUUUAUUGCAUAACAAUCAAAUAUACAUGUUAUAUAAGAUAAGCAUUAAAUAUAGAUUGCAACAAAAAAUUCUUUUUUUUAUAUAAACACUUAUCGAGUUUG